Heterobasidion irregulare TC 32-1 is the source of this 2667-nucleotide messenger RNA. RefSeq lists its product as uncharacterized. The transcript has 5 exons. Bases 1 to 2667 code for a protein of 888 amino acids. The record is from RefSeq and is a predicted model, not a curated record. Lineage: Eukaryota; Fungi; Basidiomycota; Agaricomycetes; Russulales; Bondarzewiaceae.
AUGGAGGACUUGGAUGUCGCAGGCCAGCGUACCUUCCGCCUCCUCCUCCUCAUUGUCGCCUUCGUCCUCUGCGGGCGCGCGCGUCCCAUAUCCCCAACUAUCCGUGUUUAUCUUUCACCAGCCAAAACCACGAUCACCCACUCGUCACAACUUGUCCAAGAAAUUAAGACGCCGAUGUACGCGCUCACCUCCGAAGAAGACAAGAUCCUUCGACCUGUCAGGGUGCGCCGCGACCCUGCGCGCCUCCACCUUGUCGUCCGCGUCGAACGCAUGACCGCCUCGAAUUCUGCGGUCCUCGAGUGUGAGAUCAUGGUGCCGUGGCAUCCUCGCGGCAUGCGCGCGCUCCUCUGCCGCGAGACGCUCCCCUUCGUCUCGUUUGCGCUGCGUUUCUUCUUCUUGCUGCAGAUGUGCCGACCGACCGAUAGGAAGGGAACAAAGGCGUCAGCUCAGAUCCUCUCAACACGCCGUUCAGAUGGACAAGGCCCCGAAGGCAACGAUAGAAGCGGCAGGAGCGGAAAAGAGAAGAGAUGGCUCCAAUUUCCAAACUCGCGGCGGUUCCCGCCGAAGCUGCGUCCAGACAUUGCCCGCGGUGUCGGUUUAAAUUCCAACUGCCUCCUCCUGUAUUUUACUUUUGUCACGCCCGCAUCCCAAGUUGCCUUCGUCGCUCCUUCACCAGCGCUGGUCGCUCUCAAACUCGUCAUACCCAUGCCGCGCUACUCACUUGAUGGUCCUCUCUCUCGUAAUCUUCCCCCAAGGGAUCCACGACUUCGAGAGGAUCGCAGUUCUUCUCCUAAUCAACCGGCUCGGAAGCCCAAGAUAAAGAAAGGAAAAACGCAACCUAAGAAAGUAAAUCUUGUUGUUGAUUCGGAACGUGAAGGAGUCGAGUCUCCUAACGAUGGCCAAGGUACCUUGUGGAACCAUGCACCCUCGAAAAAUAACAACGACCGCCCGCUCAAAGAGGUAUCGGCCGUGCCCGACCCUGCUCCUGACUCUAGCGGAAACCUCAACACAACAUUCACGUCGACUCUGGCACAACAGAGCUCUCCUUCUGAGCCCGUGGCUGGCGGACCGUCAAAAACGGUCAAUCUGCUGUUACCUAACAUCUCUCUAGCCCCUACAUUACCCGAAGCGCCGCUGCCAGCCAUUGUGGUGACAUCGACCUCCAUCACCUCAGUCUUCAUCACAUCUAUUCCUUCACCCUCAUCGAAUCCCGCUAGCGAUACCAAACACAAUGUUCAGUCCAAUACAACUCAUCACUUCUCGACUGUCAUCAUCAUCCUCUUAGCCGUGGGGGCCGCCUUUCUCUUGGUAGCUGCCUUCAUACUAUUCCGCCUCUGUACUCGCCAGAAAAAACGGAUCCACCUAAUCCCUUCCCUGCCCAUUCUCCAAGAAGCGCUUUCGAACGAAAAGUUCGACAGUGAAUCUCCCAUAUUCGGCGGAAAAGAGCGAUUCUCCACUGCCAGUCCUCGAAUAAACACAGUAGUCUGGCCAUGGACACAGUAUCAGUCGGGGAUACCACGGCCGGCGCAAGCAGCAGCCAAACAUACUGACAUCGCCGCUACUGCGUCAUCGGGCCAAAACCCCCAGGACCAGCAUUUUGUUUCUGAAGACAAGGACAUUCUGUCUCCGUCCCUCCAGAGCGCUACCAUACAUAAGGCGACAAAUGCAACGUUUGUUCAGCCGACUCUCCGGCAUCUGCACAAUGCUGUAAAUCAUCGCCCAUCCCGACUCUCGACAAUGUCAACAUUCAUGCGUCCGGUAUCGAAUUACAUCGAUAGCCCUACCCCGGAAAACAUUGGUAUUGCGGUCAGUUCAGGUAAUAUAGCGACCAUGGACGCCGGCGAAGACACUAGGGUCAGGAAUGAGUCCUUCGCUCAAGAUACUGGGGUCAAGGCAAAUGCGCGGCGAAGUGUCGAUAGGAAGCGGGUCAACGGUGCUGCUCGUGAAUCCGUUGUCUAUCGGGGAACCGAGGCUGCUUCCCCGUCACUUGCUGCUGUUUCUGGUUCCAUUGGCCUUUCUGGUUCUGCCUAUGCCCAAGGACGGGCUCGUAUCAAAGCCCCAUAUGGCGUUGGCUCUUAUCUUCGUUCUUCGUCCACAACAGCUUUCACUGGGAACUCUGGGAAGAGAGUGUCAUCGGUGUUGACCGAGAUGAAUCCUUUUGAGGAUUCAGCGUACGGAGUCCCGCCUAUUCCUGCUCUGAGAAGGGCGCCGGACGAGCAAGGUGGGGGUACUAAGGCGCUGACGGUAGCAUUAGGGCUGGCUUCACCGCUGCCGUCGUCCCCAGACCCGUUUCAAGAACCUCCUAUGGCAGGUGGGCAGAAGAAGCUCCCGACGGCUCACACGAAGCUCAGAAGUCCAGUGGAAGCAUCGACAUCCCUUGGCAGUUUGAUGUUGUCCGAUUAUAGGGCGUCUAAGACCGAACCAGAUUUGGUCGCUAACGCCUACUCUGACGAUGGGAACGCAGACCGAUACUCCACGUCAAACUUCCGUAGGCGGGCAGAUGACAAGCCUCCUAGAGUUCCAUCGCCUCCUCUAUUCCCAUCCCUGACUCAAAUGGCGCUCGCUCAUGGCAACCCCGAUGACUACGCUAACUACAACAGUCCGACGUACAGCAUUUAUGGGUUAUACGACCCGGACAGGAAGAGCCGGCCUGAUGGGGUAUAUUGA